AAGCUAACCUCCGCUCUAGCCGCAGCCCUUUCCUGUUAGCUAACGCUGAGCUUCAGCUCUCACUACAUUUAGCGACAUAACGGUGUCUCUUUGACAUAUUCUCACUCUCUAGCACUUUUUUCCCCACCGAAAACAUGGCGGAGGCCAUUCAAAAGAAGUUAAAAGCGGAAUUAGAAAAAUACACACAGAUGCAGAAAGAUGUUAGCAAGAGCAUGGCAGCCAGACAGAAGCUGGAGACGCAGCUAACAGAGAACAACAUUGUCAAGGAGGAGCUUGAUCUGCUGGACAGCACAAACAUAGUUUAUAAGCUCAUUGGCCCAGUAUUAGUGAAGCAAGACCUGGAUGAGGCCAAAUCUACAGUCACGAAAAGGCUGGAGUACAUCAACGGAGAGAUUCAAAGGUAUGAGACACUCCUGAAAGACAUGGAAAAGAAAUCUGAACAGCAUCGAGAAGUCUUGUCCAGUUUACAGCAGGAGUUUCAGAGAGCUCAGGGCCUGGCUGUUGGCAAAGUCUGACCAAGUGAUCCAGCUGCAUGCUCACGUACGCAAAUACACUGAUAAAAGCAGGACGACAUAAUGUAAACCUUUGACAUGAGGAUGAGAAAAUUCUGCUUGUAUGUUGUCAUUAAUUUGUUAUCACAGUGACUUUUCCCUUGUUACUAAUAAACAUGUUUUUCCAUGAAA
This is a messenger RNA of Plectropomus leopardus (leopard coralgrouper), 683 nucleotides long. RefSeq names its product prefoldin subunit 6 (gene pfdn6). NCBI's taxonomy places the organism in Eukaryota, Metazoa, Chordata, Actinopteri, Perciformes, Serranidae. Gene Ontology annotation, molecular function: protein-folding chaperone binding. Gene Ontology annotation, biological process: protein folding; chaperone-mediated protein complex assembly. Gene Ontology annotation, cellular component: cytoplasm; prefoldin complex. The record is from RefSeq and is a predicted model, not a curated record.